Messenger RNA from Desarmillaria tabescens, 414 nucleotides. RefSeq lists its product as uncharacterized. The coding region runs from base 1 to 414 and encodes 137 amino acids. The transcript is spliced from 5 exons. The record is from RefSeq and is a predicted model, not a curated record. Gene Ontology annotation, biological process: spliceosomal complex assembly; regulation of mRNA processing; peptidyl-serine phosphorylation. Gene Ontology annotation, molecular function: protein serine/threonine kinase activity; ATP binding. Lineage: Eukaryota; Fungi; Basidiomycota; Agaricomycetes; Agaricales; Physalacriaceae. Gene Ontology annotation, cellular component: nucleus; cytoplasm.
AUGUCCUUAGAAGAGCUAACAUGCAAGAUGCUGCCGAACAAGUUUCCUAUACCUAUAUGCAAGCAAAUCAUCAAACAGUGGCUGCUCAGCUUGGACUUUCUUCAUCGUGAACACAGCAUAGUUCAUACUGACUUGAAAUUGGACAAUCUGCUCUUGCAUGUCGAGGAUAUGAAAUGUAUACCUUCACUGGAAACCUCAGAAACCUCUGCAAUCGACCUGUCCUGCAUCUUUCUCAGGCCAUCGGCAGUGGUCACAAGUGAGCUUGGUGUUGCUAGCAAAAUAGAAAAGGUUUAUUUCUGGAUUCUAUAUGGCCUGCCUGUUAACAUAUGGAACUUGGGUUGCCUCGCAUUUGAGCUCAUGACAUAUUGCUGGCUCUUCAAUCCCCCAAGCAAUGUCUCGAUGGUCACAAAAUGA